Aspergillus uvarum CBS 121591 is the source of this 1383-nucleotide messenger RNA. RefSeq lists its product as uncharacterized. The coding region runs from base 1 to 1320 and encodes 439 amino acids. The transcript is spliced from 4 exons. Gene Ontology annotation, biological process: secondary metabolite biosynthetic process. The record is from RefSeq and is a predicted model, not a curated record. Gene Ontology annotation, molecular function: acyltransferase activity, transferring groups other than amino-acyl groups. Lineage: Eukaryota; Fungi; Ascomycota; Eurotiomycetes; Eurotiales; Aspergillaceae.
AUGCCCGGGGUGUCUAAUGCUGAUCUUCUGGCCCUGAGCCCUCUCGAUCACAUCCCUGCCAAGCUCUUUCUGCCGUUCAUCUUGUACUUCGAUACACCCGACCCACAGACUGCGCUAUUGACCCUCAAGGGCGGCAUCCACAAGCUCGUUUCGCAACUGCCUUGGCUGGCGGGCGAUGUGGUCUUUCACCCAGCACCCGAUGGGCCGAAGGUCUCCAUGCUCCAGGUGAAGCACUUCGCCCACGACAAGGAAUCACGAUCGUACCCCGUGCAAGCGUACCUGGCCCUCCCCACGUUCAUCCCCGCCUCGGAGCAGCGACCCGUGCUCCGCUGCCAGGCCAAUGUGUUUCCCAGCAAGCUCGUGCUGGCCAUGUCGUUCUGGCACAACGUCUUCGACGGCACGGGGGCCGGCGUGAUCCUCGAGGCCCUAGCCGAGUGCUGCCGGGCCCGCGCGGAGCAGACAGACACCCCUCUCGCCCAGACCAUCGCGACGACGCACAUCCCUCUCCGCAACCACGUCUCCAGCUUCCCAGCGCAGUGCAAGACCCGUCUCGACCACACCAGCAGUGGGAACGCGAUGGAGUCCGCGCUGGCCUUCGUGGUCGAAACCAACCGGUACACCUUCGACCCACACAAGGUCGCGCAGCUGAAAGACCUCUGCACACAGCAGCUUCUGGCGCGGGCCCCUACAUAUGCAAGCUGGAUCUCCAGCAACGACGUCAUCACCGCGACGCUGGCCCUCUGCGUCGACCGCGUGCUUCCUCCCGAGCGAACGGCCAACAGCCCCGCCAGCGAAUCAGCAGACUUCCUCAUGGCCGUCAACCUGCGCAACCGCACAUACGUGGGGAACAUAAUCUUCCCCAUCCACGACACAAUCGAGCCACCAAAACCACUCCCCUCAGCCGAGGGUCACCCCACGACAGACGAGGAAAAGGAUCUCCACCACCUCGCGCAGCUAGCUCUAAGAGUGCGCACCCGGCUGUCCGCGAUGGACGAGACGGUGGCGUACAGCGCCUCAGCCGUCGUGGCCGACCACGCCGACUGGACGACGGUCGAGGGCCAACCCGCGGGGAUUAUUGUGACGAGCGGGCGGGAUCUGCGCGCGUAUUCCCUGGACUUCGGGGCGGGAAUGGGGUCGAUUGCGGGUUUCGAGCCGGGGUUGGCUCUGGUGCCUGGGGGGUGUAUCUUUUUCCCGGCGCGGACGGCGAGCAUGGUCGAUGGCGGCCGUGCGACUGCGCCGUGGGAGGUGUGCGUUACCUUGAGAACGGGGGAUUCGGAGAUAUUGCUGCAGGAUCCGUUGUUCAGGAGGAUUCUUGCAUGAGGGGGGCAGAAGUUGGAUACUUGCGCUAGGAUGCAGUGGCUAGUUCCUUCAGUAUUAGGUUAC